Molecule: messenger RNA, 902 nt
Organism: Raphanus sativus (radish)
Lineage: Eukaryota; Viridiplantae; Streptophyta; Magnoliopsida; Brassicales; Brassicaceae
Product: photosystem I reaction center subunit II-1, chloroplastic-like
Exons: 1
Coding region: 90-710 (206 amino acids)
Biological process (GO): photosynthesis
Cellular component (GO): photosystem I reaction center; photosystem I
Source: RefSeq, a predicted model, not a curated record
CUUCCUCUCCACAUCAUAAAACAUCAUAAAACAUCAUAAAACGCUACUAAACAAUUUGCUCGUUAGAGAAUAAACAAAACAACAAAAUAAUGGCAACUCAAGCCGCCGGAAUCUUUAGCUCCGCCGUGACAACCGCCGCAACCUCGGGCGUAAGAAAACUCCACUUUCUCACCGCAACCCACCGUCCGAGAUCCCUCUCCUUCACCAAAACCGCAAUCCGCGCCGAGAAAACAGACUCCGCGGCUCCAGCCGCCGCCGUGAAAGAAGAAGCUCCGGUGGGAUUCACGCCGCCGCAGCUAGACCCAAACACACCGUCUCCGAUCUUCGCGGGAAGCACGGGGGGUCUUCUCCGUAAGGCCCAGGUGGAAGAGUUCUACGUCAUUACAUGGAACUCGCCGAAAGAACAGAUCUUUGAGAUGCCGACAGGAGGUGCAGCGAUCAUGAGGGAAGGUCCGAACUUGCUGAAGCUGGCGAGGAAAGAACAGUGUUUGGCUUUGGGGACAAGGCUUAGGUCCAAGUACAAGAUCAACUACCAGUUUUACAGGGUGUUCCCUAAUGGUGAGGUGCAGUAUCUUCAUCCUAAAGACGGAGUUUAUCCGGAGAAGGCGAACCCGGGAAGAGAAGGUGUUGGUCAGAAUAUGAGGUCUAUUGGGAAAAAUGUUAGUCCCAUUGAAGUUAAGUUUACUGGGAAACAAAGUUAUGAUUUGUAAUAUGUGAAAACAUAAACCAUGUAAGAAAGAAAAGAAAUCACGUGGAGAUGACUAUGUGAUGAUUAUUUUUAAUGGGGUUUAUGUUAAUAAUUUUGCUUGUAAUCGUAUUUUUCUGGAUGUUGUUCUAUUUAGCGGUUCAUAAAUCUUGUGAUUCUCAUAAUGCAGCAUAUAAACUAAUGGUUGGUGUGGUUA